Molecule: messenger RNA, 2205 nt
Organism: Malania oleifera
Lineage: Eukaryota; Viridiplantae; Streptophyta; Magnoliopsida; Santalales; Ximeniaceae
Product: probable calcium-binding protein CML15
Exons: 2
Coding region: 283-765 (160 amino acids)
Molecular function (GO): calcium ion binding; enzyme regulator activity
Source: RefSeq, a predicted model, not a curated record
CGGUGGAAAUCAUUUGCAUGUGCUGUGUUCUACGUACAAGGAAUAUAUAUACAUUUCAAAUGAGAUCUUCUCCUUCCUUCGUACUCGCCCUCUCCCUGUUUGGUUUUGCACUUUUGCCCAUUAGUUUCUUCCAACACGCUUUCUGUUUUUCGAUCAACUUAGUCAAAAACACGCAGCCCCACGUCCUUAACCUCCUAACCAUUUAACCAUUCCUCCCCAAUUUUCUCCCUUCUUCUUCUUCUUCUUCUUCUACUCAUCUGGGUUGUUUCAAUUCUUCCCUCCAUGGCUUCCCUUCAAUCCGAUCAGCUGCAACAGCUCAAGGACAUCUUCAAGCGCUUCGACAUGGAUUCCGACGGCAGCCUCACCCACCUGGAGCUCGCCGCCCUCCUGCGCUCUUUGGGUCUCAAGCCCACCGGCGACCAGCUCCACCAACUGUUGGCCACCAUGGACUCCAACGGCAACGGCUCCAUCGAGUUCGACGAACUCGCCGGCGCAAUCUUGCCCGGCAUGAGCGACGACAUUUUGGUCAAUCAGGAGCAGUUGUUGGAGGUUUUCCGGUCCUUCGAUCGCGACGGCAAUGGCUACAUCACGGCGGCGGAACUCGCCGGAUCCAUGGCCAAGAUAGGCCAGCCCCUCACGUACCGAGAGCUCUCGGAGAUGAUGCGAGAGGCCGACAUGGAUGGCGAUGGUGUCAUCAGCUUCCACGAAUUUGCAACCAUUAUGGCUAAAUCCGCCUCUGACUUCCUUGGCCUCCCUGUUUCGUAAAGAAUCAGAAACAGAAAGAGCAUUGAUCGGUCUAAUCUGGAUGAGACUUCAGCAAGAAGAAUGUAACAAGAAAGCAGGGCCACUCAACAACUGUCUUUGUGGGGGAAGUCUUUGUGAACUGUGAACUGAUGAAUUAAUUCUUUAUUUUGGGCUUGGGAGUUUGAUGACAUUAAUAAAAAUCACCAUUUUUAUAAUCUACUGGCAUUUGUAUGUCGAUGGCAAUUAAACAAUCCAUUUGUUUAAUAAAGCAGUUGAAGCUUGCUUCUUGUGAUUAUCAGAAUCCUUUGCAGUAUUUCUUUUUGUGUACAUACAUCUAAAAUUUUGGCAUUUUGACAUUUUAUUAAAUCACUUCCUUCCAGUCUUUUUACUGUCAUUUUUGACAAGGGAUCCACAUUCUUCUGUGGUUCCAUUUUGCAGUGUGAGUGCUUUUGCCUUUAAAUGCUUACACAGUGGAACAGAUUGAUUCAAUAUUCAUCCAUGAUGAGGCUGAAUUGUUGAAGGCUCCAUUUUGUAGAUUGACCUUUUACUUCCAGCAUUCCCAUCUUUCAUGAAUGCCAAUAUGGUUAUUUUGUUUUUCUUCCUUUGUAAUCCACCUAAUAUGAUUUAUAUUAUAAAGCUUUGCUCAGUUCAACUGGACAGCUGUAUCAUAAAACUCAUUGGAUUGUUUGAAUUUUGAAAACGUUCCAGGAUUCCCUGCACCUGGACAGAAAGACCCUACAAAGCUUCACUCUUCCCUGGGAUUGGCUUUGGGCCUUUCCUGCACAGGUUAGGUGGAGGGCAAUACUUCUAUUCCAGCUGCCAAUAAUGUUGGUAUUUUGUAUUUUUCUUAAUUAAUACACAGACUAAUUAUGCUUGUACUUUGCUCCUUCAUGAGAGUUCUAACCAGUUUUUGACCAAGUUAGGUGCUGUACAAAGAGCACAUGAUGCCUGUCGAGCUUAUGCCUUUGUUUUAUGAGUCAAAUCCCAUCCAGUCCUACAAACCUAUACUUGUGAAAUUGCAAGGGGUUGUCUUCAUAUUUGUGUUGGUUAUGGUUGUGACAACCUUGCAGAGUGGGCUGCUAAGAGGCUUAAAAAGGCUGAUCCUGACAGUGUUCCUCUUUCAUUUGAACAAAAAAUGCCCACGUGAGCACAGAAGAUGGGAUGACGAGGAGAGUGAGAAAGUUGACGGUGCAGCAUGAUCUUUUGAGGAUUUGUCUGGUUGAGCUACAUUGCUUCACUCAUGAGUUUAUGGUUAAGAACUGUUGCUUUUCUUAAUAUUGUUGUGUAUAUAUAUCUUGGGGUUUUGUCAGGAUUAGACUUCAGCAAGAACAAUAUAAUAAGAAAGCAGGACUCACUCAACUCCUUUCACAGAGGACAUCAUCGUGAAAUGUGAAUUGAUGUUGCAGUUUAUUCUUUUUGGGUUUGGGAGUGUGAUGACAUUAAUAAAAAUAAAUUGACCUU